AUGAGCGUCGGUGUGCCCGUGACGAAAUCCUUCAACAAACUGAAAAAGUAUCCGUACGAGAUAAACAAGUUUGAUAGGAGAGAGACGAGCGAAUAUUUUUACCUGCCGGUCGACUGUCCACGUAUGAAAAAAUGUGAUGAUGCAUACUGUCCUUUGGCACACACGAAAUUAGAAAAGAUUUUCCACCCCAUAGUAUACAAAACACAAGCAUGUCAGAUGGCGAAAGAUGGAGCUUGUGAUUAUUUUCAGAAAUGUGCAUUUUAUCAUGACUCGAAUGACAAAAAUGAGGCGCACUUGAAUUGGACCAUUUGGGAAAAAAAGUGGAACAAGUGGAGAAAUAACAUCGAUAGCAUUCUGACGCAGCAUAAUAAGAAUGAUAAAGAAAUCAGGAGGAAAGUGGAGAGCAUUCUGAAGAUCCGCAUGCCACACUUUAACUACAGCUCAAAUAAGAGUGGCCUAUUUUUGAACAAGAAUGCAUCGUUUUACUCAACGUGGUCGAACAGCGGUCAGGGUGGUGGUCAGGGUAGCGGUCUGGGUGGCAGUCUGGGUGGCAGUCUGGGUAGCGGUCAGGGUAGCGGUCUGGGUGGCAGUCUGAGCAGUAGCAACAAAAUGAGUAGUCUGAGCACCGGCCUGGGCAGCGGCUUGAAUAACCUUCUGUGCAGUUCCAUCAGCGCAUCCAUCACACACUGCCCCACGACCAUCUUUAACAGUCCAUGGAAUUCCAAAACCAUGAAUAGUGCAAAGAAAAGUGUAAAAAACAGCAAUGAUAAUAAAAGUGGAAACAACAAUAAUGGUAGUUCUAUGUGGAUAAAUGAACUGAGCGAUUUAGGAACCCUAAAUUAUGACAAAACGACAAAUAUGAACACAUCUUUGAUGAACAAAAAUAACAUGUAUUAUGAUGAAACUUUGAGUUAUAAUAGCAAUACGACGGAAUGUGGACUGAAUUUUGAUAUGUUGGAUAAUAAUGCAUACAAGGUUGUUGAGUUUUGUUUCACCGAUUACGAGAAUAAUAGGACGAAGGGUGGUUGGAGGGAUAACUCCGAUGUGGCGCAGGAGGGAGAGAGCAAGGGGCAGUCCAACGUUGGCACGGGAAGUGGAACAGUCGGAGAUGUGGUCGACGUAGUCGAUGGUACUGUUAGUGGUGGUAUCGCUGGAGAAGGUAGUUGUGUAGCCCAGGAUAGUAACCCAUUCCAGGAGCUGAACUACAAGGCGUGCGAAUAUUUUCCAAGCGUAGCAGAAAUGGGAAAUGGAGAAGACGUAUCAAAUCAGCAAGACGGAAUGAACGCAAAUUUGUGCAAAAAGACUCAUACAAAUGUAGAGAAUUUUAAGGAUGAGCUGAUAACAGAAAUGAAUAGCAGCCCAGACGGAAACUUCGACUUAAUAGGUUCGAAAUAUUUUUCCAACAACUCAAAUAAUACUUCCAUUUUCGAGAAUUAUGCAAAUCUGUCGAUGAUAUUUGAUGCUAAUGACAAUAAUAAUAAGACAAGCAGCUUUGCUAACAUAUCCAAUUGCAAUACCUUUGACCAUCUCAGUUUUGAUGACACGGGUAGAAGUAGAGCUAAAAAUUGUUUUUACACAAAUGAGCAUGUGGAGGAGGGACAAGGGUCCAAGGUUGAUGUGGAACUUGCAGAUGUGGGAGGUGUUAUUCGAUUCGUUGACGCUGGGACGAGUGAAGUGCUCAGUGGUGUAGGGACCCCAGUUGUGGGAGUUGUAAAGGAGGCCAGUGAAACGAAUGGGGUGAAUAGCGAACGGGAAUUAAAAGCAGAAGACGGGGAAAAAAAUGGCAGUGUUACAUUAACAGGGAAUACAACAAAGGGUCAAAACAAAAUAUCAAAGAAGAAUAAAAAUAAAAAAGGGGGGGGUGCAAAUUUAGCAAACAAUAACGGAAGUAGCAACAGUAGUAAUGCACAGAAUGGAGGAAGCAAUACCAGGGCAAGUACCUUUAGCGAAGUGCUUUGCACGGGUAACACUGAACUGAAGAGCGAACUCAACGAGAAAAGGAAAAACACCAAAAAGGAGAAUCCGAUCAGCAAAAAUUGUAACAAUGAAAAGGACCAGGACGAUAAGAAAAAUGGAAGUAGCAAAUUUUUGAGUGCUGGGGAAAGGAACGAUGAAGAUUUUAGCAGCGUUGAACAGUCUUGUGUAGAGAGAGAAAAGGGGAAAAAUGCAAAGGGCAAGAAUGGCGAAGGUCAAGGCGCAAAGAAGGGUAGCAACACGCCCAGUACGAACAAAAGUGGAAAUAAGAAUGCGAAAAAGGGCACAACGGAAAGUGGCAGUAAUGGCGGCACGCCCAGGAACAGGAAGCAAAUCGAAAGCGACCACCGGGAGAGUGACCAUCGCGAAGGUACCGACGAGGAAAAGGGGCAGAGGGAGCAAAACAGCGUCAAGGAAGUCGAAAUCGGCAUCAAGGAAAUCGAAAUCGGCAGCCACGGAAACGACCAUGCCUUCAGAGAUAAAGCUAGCAAAAACGGAAACGCGAGCGAGAAGAGUAGGAGUAGUGCAGUAAACGGAAGAGACGUUAUCGUCAAAGGGAGCAGUAGCUGUAGUGGGGUGAAUCCCAUAAGUCAGGCGAAAGUUACCUGUGAGGAAGUGAGCGCUGUUGUAUGCACUAGUUCUAGAGGGGCCUUUGACUGGGCGAAUAGAAAUCAAGAUACGGAGAGUAAGAAGCAAAAUAAUGAGGGCACACCGUUUAGCAGUGUAGGUAGUGUGCAGAACAGGGGAAAGCCCAUUGACAUUCAUAAUGCUACUAAGUCGAAUCAUGGCGUUAUGAGAAAAUCCACAACGGAGUCCACCCUCAACAAUGAUAACCAUGUGGAGGAUAAGAAGCAGGUGGAGGAGAGCUGUUGUCAGACAAUCAAUUACGCCAGCUGCACAGAAAGUGGUGUGCCCGAGAAGGAAGCAAGCGAGUACGUCAUUUCGAACAAGCAACUCGUGCAACACAAGGAAAGUAUGUUUUAUAAUUACGCGAGGGGCAGCAUGGAUAGCAAGUUGGCCGGGUUCGAAACUUCCGGGGGGAGAGACGGGGUAGGCGCAGUAGGCGAAAUGGGCGGCAUCCUGUUUGGAAAGAAGAGCAACAACUCUGCGUUCAUUUUGAAGGAGGGGGAGGACCACUCGAGCAUGUCCUUGCAGGGGAGGAGCGGUGGAAUGGGUGAUGGCCUGGGCAGCAUUUUUAACCUCAGUCUGAACAUGGGGAACCCGUUCAACGAGGGUAGGGGUUCUCCAUUCAGCGAGGGUAGGAGUUCUCCAUUCAGCGAGGGAAGGGGUUCUCCAUUCAGCGAGGGAAGGGGAAACCCAUUUAGAGAAGAGAGAGGAAACCCGUUUAGCGAAAGCAACGCUUCUAACGACACGUACAGCCAUUUUUUUAUAAAAGAGGAAGCCUUCCACCCGCUGCAGAAUAGCCAAUUUGAGGAGGUCACUAAAUCGAAGGAGUAUAACUCAAAUGAGAAAGAAGCGAACGAACCAAUGGAUUACACAAACAACCUGCUAAAUAUAUUCCUCUCCUGUAAUAGUAUUAACGAAAAUUUCGAGUGCACAAAUGAAGCGGAUAAUAGGUUCACCGAUUUUAAAGAGGACACGAACCUGUUUGGUCACAAAGAAAAAGAAGUGACAAAUGGAAGCGAAUUUUUUAAUUCCUCCUCCACCAAUUUUAACCCAUUUGGGAAUUACAGUUUUUUGGGCCCUUCAUGUAUACAGUGUAAGCAUUACAAAAAUGAAAUAAAAAACUUAAUGGUUCAGAUAAAAAUUUUAAGAGAGGAGCUAUUCAAGUGCAAGCAAAUAAUAAUCUCGUCAGGGCUGAAUGGAGGUAAUGACAAUAAAGUGAAUCCAUGUAAUUACAAUUGGACGAACACGAAAAGUUUUGCGGAUAUUUAUGAGAAGAAGAACUUCGUGUCUUCCAUCGAGGCGAAUGAUUGA
Plasmodium cynomolgi strain B is the source of this 3912-nucleotide messenger RNA. RefSeq lists its product as hypothetical. Lineage: Eukaryota; Apicomplexa; Aconoidasida; Haemosporida; Plasmodiidae. Bases 1 to 3912 code for a protein of 1303 amino acids. The transcript has 2 exons. The record is from RefSeq and is a predicted model, not a curated record. Gene Ontology annotation, molecular function: metal ion binding.